AUGUCGCACUGCUAUGGCGUGGAGUUAGGCAAUUCCACUGGAUCUUUUCUGUACGUCAAUAUUGUAAACUACUUUAAGUGUUUACACCAAAACAGGGUUUUCUGUCCUUCCCACAAACCCGUUUAUUUUGUAGUUGCUAAUAAUGGUGAGGAUAGAUAUACGGCGUUGGACGCAAUGAAUGCUGCUGAGUCUGCGGGUUUUAGGACGAAGUCAAGUGAAAAGUUGUCGAAUUUUCGUUUCGGGAGUGCCACUGGCGGGGUGGACUGGGCUUCUUUACCAGCGGAGGAUCGGUCCAUCCUGGACUGUGAGAAUGGAUGGGGAGGUUCUGCUGGUUUGGAAAACGUGGGCAUGAGAUACGGUGCUGCACCAGUACACCGCGUAGCGUUUCCAGGAGCUGUCUGA
Molecule: messenger RNA, 402 nt
Organism: Trypanosoma rangeli
Lineage: Eukaryota; Euglenozoa; Kinetoplastea; Trypanosomatida; Trypanosomatidae
Product: putative trypanothione synthetase
Exons: 1
Coding region: 1-402 (133 amino acids)
Source: RefSeq, a predicted model, not a curated record